Molecule: messenger RNA, 933 nt
Organism: Onthophagus taurus
Lineage: Eukaryota; Metazoa; Arthropoda; Insecta; Coleoptera; Scarabaeidae
Product: piggyBac transposable element-derived protein 4-like
Source: RefSeq, a predicted model, not a curated record
AUGAAUACAUACGAGAAGGAGCAAGAACGGCUGUUGCGUCUCUGGGCAGAAGACAUUGAAGAUGAAAAGACUGAACUACCCGACGAUGACGAAGAAGACAACGAAGAAGAUGUUGUUGAAGAAAGGGGCGACUCCAAUAGCGAAGAAGAGGGCGAUAGUAACGACGAACAUGUAGAUGGAGAAUCAAGCCUACAACCGUUUUUUAUGGGGAAAGAUGGCGUUACGAAAUGGAAUAAGCAACCUUACGCCCAAAGGGUACGUAAAUCAAAAUCAAAUAUUUUACGUGAACUACCUGGAGUAAAAGGAGUUGCAAAAUCUGCACUAACACCAUUUCAAUGUUGGCAACUGUUUUUUGAUGAUUCUAUGCUAACCAGUAUUGUAGAAAAUACUAAUAAAUCUAUAGAGUCCAUAUCCAAUAAUUACGGAAGAUCUAGAGAUGCCAAGUACACUAACUUAGUUGAAAUGAAAGCUCUGAUAGGAUUGAUAUACUUAGCAGGUAUUCAUAAAAGCAGUAGAAUGAAUACAGAAGACUUAUGGAAUCGAGAUGGAACAGGAAUCGACAUGUUUUGGAUGACAAUGUCACUGCAACGUUUUCGGUUUCUUUUACGAGUAAUUCGAACCGAUGACAAAAAUACAAGGGAAGAACGUAAACAGUACGAUAAAUUGGCUCCUAUUCGAGAAAUUUUUGAUUCAUUUGUAAAAAAUUGUCAACAACACUAUACAAUAUCCGAAUUUACCACAGUUGAUGAAAAGCUGGAAGCAUUUAGAGGACGUUGUGGCUUUAGACAGUAUAUACCAUCGAAGCCAAGUAAAUAUGGUAUAAAAAUUUUCGCUUUAGCAGAUGCAAAAACGUACUAUACUUUCAACCAAGAAGUAUAUGUUGGUCAACACCUCCGGGGCCUUACCAAGUGCCUAAUGACCCAAAAAAUGUAG